Habropoda laboriosa is the source of this 1034-nucleotide messenger RNA. It is a transcript of the gene Mlc1, whose product is annotated as myosin light chain alkali. The record is from RefSeq and is a predicted model, not a curated record. Gene Ontology annotation, molecular function: calcium ion binding. The transcript is spliced from 5 exons. Lineage: Eukaryota; Metazoa; Arthropoda; Insecta; Hymenoptera; Apidae. Gene Ontology annotation, cellular component: muscle myosin complex. Bases 70 to 540 code for a protein of 156 amino acids.
GUAACACCCGAUACCACUUCUGGUUCACGCUUCGUUCAGUUAACAUCUAGUAAUACCAGAGAGACUACAAUGGCAGACCUUAACUCCAGGGAUGUCGAAAAAGCAGAAUUUGCUUUCUCCAUCUACGAUGCCGACGGUACCAAUGUCAUCGAUGCCGUUGACCUUGGUAGCGUUCUCCGGGCUCUCAACCUGAACCCUACAAACGCCACCAUAGAAAAGCUAGGCGGAACAAAAAAGAGGGGCGAGAAGUUGAUGAAACUCGACGAAUUCUUGCCAAUUUACAGCCAAUGCAAAAAAGAUAAGGAACAGGGAUGCUACGAGGAUUUCGUCGAGUGUUUGAAACUUUACGACAAACAAGAAAACGGAACUAUGCUGGCUGCUGAACUUUCACAUACGUUACUUUCACUUGGUGAGCGCCUUUCCGAUCCAGAAGUCGAACAGUGCCUGAAAGACUGUAUGGACGCAGAAGACGAAGACGGUUUCAUCCCCUAUGGCCCGUUCCUUAAGAGAUUGUGCGGUAAAGCGGCAGAAGACGAAUGAAGUAACACCAUCUCACUGUAAUGUCGAUAAUCAUCCGUCAGCAAACUCCAUGUCAACGAGGGACACGUCUGUUCGUCAUAUUCAUCAUACUACUCUCAUCUUCUGUUAAAAAUCAUGCGCGGCUAAGCGUGUUGUAUUUCAUAUUUACGCGGUGAAACAUCGAAUAAUAACAUUAUCAUCGUCGAGCGAUUUGGGCAAAUAAAGAGAAAUAAAAUCAAAUUGAUCACCUUUCAAGACAAAACGAAAUUUCGUGGAACGAAAACUAUAUAUAUAUAUAUACAUAUACAUACAUAAUAUAAAGUACUGUUCGAAGAAUGGGCAACAUUUAUCGUUACUCGAUCCGAUCUUCAAUGUACAUCAUAAGAUAUCUGUAUUUAUAAUGAAAGCGAUGUAUAAUAUGUUAAUAUAUGUAUACUAAUAUUGUACGAAACCGAAUGAAAGUACUGAUGUUAUUUUACUUCUCACUGUUAAUUUAAUAAACUGCACCCCCUCGU